Molecule: messenger RNA, 1867 nt
Organism: Mya arenaria
Lineage: Eukaryota; Metazoa; Mollusca; Bivalvia; Myida; Myidae
Product: THO complex subunit 4-A-like
Exons: 6
Coding region: 113-958 (281 amino acids)
Biological process (GO): mRNA export from nucleus
Cellular component (GO): nucleus
Molecular function (GO): mRNA binding
Source: RefSeq, a predicted model, not a curated record
CCAGUCUGUACCGCCAAAGAUUUUUGUCGUAACACACGCGCAUGUAUUUGUAGACAAAACACAAACAAUUUCGUGUAUUUUUUCCGGUCAGAAUCUGAAAAACUGUUUGAAAAUGGGAGAUAAAAUUGAUAUGAGCCUUGAUGACAUUAUUAAAUCCAACAAAAAACCUGGACGGGGCGGUGGACGCGGAGGUCGAGGGGCUGGGGGAAGGGGAAAUAGAGGAAGACAAAGCAGAGGCGCCGGUGGUGGUGGACGCGGAGUAUUCAGAGGUGGAGUUCAGAAACGUCGACAGGGUGGUCGAGGAGGCAAUAGAUCAUUUGGGCGCACUCCUCCAAAAGGAAAUACAGAUGAUGUAUGGCAACAUGACAUGUAUGAUGGAAGUGGAGCUGCUGCUAUAAAGCGAUUGAGGUCUCCAGGCGGAGGACUCCAGACAGGCUCUGGCAAGCUGCACAUAUCCAAUCUAGAUUUUGGUGUCAGUGAAUCUGACAUUCAGGAACUGUUUGCUGAGUUUGGCCCACUGAAGAAAGCUGCUGUUCACUAUGACAGAUCAGGACGAUCACUAGGAACUGCAGAAGUAAUCUAUGAACGAAGAUCAGAUGCUGCCAAAGCUUUAAAACAGUACAAUAACGUCCCUCUUGAUGGGCGUCCAAUGAGCAUCCAGUUGAUAGGUGCAAGUGAGAGCAUCCUAAGUGGUGGAAGUGUUGGUGGCGGUGGUGGUAGUCAGGGCCAGCGGUUCAGAGGUGGCGGUGGGCGCGGUGGCGGCAGUAGGCGUGGUGAUGGUGCCAGUGGUGGCGGACAGAGACGAUCAAACGGCUUUGGAAGUGGUCGAGGUGGGCGUGGUGGAGGACGGGGUCGCGGACGAGGAGGACGUGGCGGGGGUGGUGACCGUAAACCUCUCACUGCAGAGGAACUUGAUGCUCAGUUAGAUGCUUACAAUGCCAAGAUGGAAACUGAUUGAACUUGGGGGAAAAACUCAUGAAAGAUGGACUUUGUGAUAUUGUGAAAUCUACAGGACAUUAUAGAAACAUGGAAGUUAUUAGUUGUUCAGUUAGAAUGAACUGUAAAGUUAUUUUGUAAGUGAAAGAUGUAUGGUCAAGCGAUUUAUGUUAAAUCAUUGUGAAACAUAAAGGGAAAUUUUGUGAAACAUUAACUCUAAAAAUAAUGGUAUUCACAAAACAUUGACCUUAAAAUGGUACAUGUAUCCAACAUAUUUAUGACAUGCUGCUUACAAAGAGGAUGACUGGUUUUCCAGUGCAAUGUUUUUAUUUGUGUUUUAUUGUAGAUUAUAUUUUUUAUUAAUUGAAAAUAUUUUAUACCAAGGUAUUUCUGGACUUAUAAACUAGGAACUUCAAUUAAGUUAUUCUAAACAUUCAGUGCGUCAAAGAGUACAUUUUAAUUUUAUUUGCAUAGUAUGAUCUCACCAUAGGACAUAGCAACAAGGCUAAAAUAGUAAAGAUUUCUGUGAAUAUUUUAAUUAAUCUCUAGAAAUGCUUGGGGAUUAGACAUUACUAGUGUUGAAAUAUCAAAUGACGUUGAUUGAUGCCUUCAUAGCAAAUGUACUUCAUGGAUAUCAUAUUUUAGAGCUAUAACACAUAGUUUGAACAAUUGAUAGUUUUCAAUAUGCUGUUAGCAUACCAUGGUGUUCUUUAUGUUAAAUCUUCCAUCAUUCUAGUUACUUGAAGAUUUGACAUUAUGUUUCACCAGCACGAGUUCAGUUGAUCAGGCAGCCGUCUGUGUCCUUUAUUCAUUGAUUAUCAACCUUUUGAUCAUCGUCUAAUUUUAGCUUCUUCAUUUAAUCAUUAAAAUCUGAUAAAAAAAUCUUAGACAUAUUGUAUAUGUGUGAAUGUAAAUAAAACAGAAAACAUCA